Messenger RNA from Agrilus planipennis (emerald ash borer), 930 nucleotides. It is a transcript of the gene RpS4, whose product is annotated as 40S ribosomal protein S4. Lineage: Eukaryota; Metazoa; Arthropoda; Insecta; Coleoptera; Buprestidae. The coding region runs from base 107 to 892 and encodes 261 amino acids. Gene Ontology annotation, cellular component: ribosome; cytosolic small ribosomal subunit. Gene Ontology annotation, molecular function: structural constituent of ribosome; RNA binding. The transcript is spliced from 5 exons. The record is from RefSeq and is a predicted model, not a curated record. Gene Ontology annotation, biological process: translation.
CUAAUCGUAAGUCAAUCAACUUCUGGUCAAUCAAUCAGAAACGUAGUGAAGUUAGAAACAGGAAUAACAUAACCUAAAGACAUUCUUUGUGUGGUUUGUAGGCAACAUGGCGCGUGGGCCAAAGAAACAUUUGAAACGUUUAAAUGCACCUAAGGCAUGGAUGUUGGACAAACUUGGAGGAGUUUUUGCCCCUCGUCCAUCAGCAGGUCCACACAAGUUAAGGGAAUCGCUGCCAUUGGUCAUAUUUUUAAGAAAUCGUCUUAAAUAUGCUUUAACAAAUUCAGAAGUGACUAAGAUUGUUAUGCAAAGGUUAAUUAAAGUUGAUGGAAAAGUGAGGACAGAUCCUAAUUAUCCAGCUGGUUUUAUGGAUGUAAUAACAAUUGAGAAAACUGGAGAGUACUUUCGACUAAUUUAUGAUGUAAAAGGCCGUUUUACUAUUCAUCGUAUUACAGCUGAGGAAGCUAAGUACAAAUUGUGUAAGGUAAGGAAAGUUCAAACUGGCCCCAAAGGUGUUCCUUUCCUUGUGACUCAUGAUGGAAGAACUAUUCGUUAUCCAGACCCAAUCAUUAAAGUUAAUGACACCAUCCAAUUAGAAAUUGCCACAUCUAAGAUCCUGGAUUUCAUUAAGUUUGAUUCUGGAAACUUAUGCAUGAUUACAGGAGGCCGUAACUUGGGAAGAGUUGGAACAGUUGUUAAUAGAGAAAGACAUCCAGGGUCCUUUGAUAUUGUUCACAUAAAGGACGCAAAUGGUCAUGUGUUUGCUACUAGAUUAAACAACGUUUUCAUAAUUGGCAAGGGUAGUAAAGCAUUCGUUUCUUUACCAAGAGGAAAGGGUGUUAAGCUGUCCAUUGCAGAAGAAAGAGACAAGCGACUAGCUGCUAAAACCCAUUAGUUGUUUAAUUGAAAAAUUUAAUAAAAAAUUUAACAGUU